Molecule: messenger RNA, 2350 nt
Organism: Zerene cesonia (dogface butterfly)
Lineage: Eukaryota; Metazoa; Arthropoda; Insecta; Lepidoptera; Pieridae
Gene: ebi
Product: F-box-like/WD repeat-containing protein TBL1X
Exons: 8
Coding region: 142-1659 (505 amino acids)
Biological process (GO): regulation of transcription by RNA polymerase II
Cellular component (GO): histone deacetylase complex
Molecular function (GO): protein binding; transcription corepressor activity
Source: RefSeq, a predicted model, not a curated record
UAUGGUUUAGCUAUUUGUGUAUGUGUGCUGCUAAGUCUGACUCUGAUUAUUGAAUCUUAUGUGAUUGAAAACUAUAUUUUAAGUUAUUCGUUAGAGAUUAUUAAGUACUAGUUGCCUAUUUUACAAGAGUAAAUGUGAAAAAUGAGUUUUUCCAUUGACGAAGUUAACUUUUUAGUUUACCGUUAUUUACAAGAAUCGGGUUUUCAUCAUUCUGCGUAUACUUUUGGCAUUGAAUCACACAUUUCUCAAAGUAAUAUAAAUGGCGCUUUAGUACCACCGGCAGCUUUGCUGAAUAUUCUUCAGAAAGGUUUGCAAUAUACCGAAGCAGAAAUCACAAUUGGCGAAGAUGGUUCAGAAACACGACUCACUGAGAGUUUAAGCUUGAUUGAUGCCGUCACACCCGAUAUAGUGGCCGCCAGACAAAACGCUCACAAUGCUCAAAAACAGGCGAAUAAAGAAACAGGAUCAGGCAGUGAACAAAAUGGUGUUGAUGCUACAACAUGUAGUGCAGCAUCUACAACUGGUGGAGCAGAAACGCCUAGUGCACCAGAGCCAAUAGAUGGAGAUCAAUCCAUUGAUAUUCCUCCAAGCAAAGCCACAGUGCUCAGAGGGCAUGAAUCUGAGGUGUUCAUUUGUGCAUGGAAUCCUAGUACUGACCUUUUGGCCAGUGGAUCAGGGGACAGUACUGCAAGAAUAUGGGAUAUGUCAGACAAUCCAACAAGUAUUCCAAAUCAGUUAAUAUUAAGGCAUUGUAUUCAAAGAGGUGGAGCUGAAGUACCAAGCAAUAAGGAUGUUACUUCUUUAGAUUGGAAUUGUGAUGGUCACCUUUUAGCAACUGGUUCAUAUGAUGGCUAUGCUCGUAUUUGGACAACUGAUGGUAAACUUGCUUCUACUCUAGGCCAGCACAAAGGACCAAUUUUUGCUUUAAAGUGGAACAAAAGAGGAAAUUACAUAUUGAGUGCUGGGGUGGAUAAGACAACUAUAAUUUGGGAUGCAGCUUCAGGACAAUGCACUCAACAAUUUUCCUUCCAUAAAGCACCUGCAUUAGAUGUUGAUUGGCAAACAAAUACAUCAUUUGCUUCCUGCUCAACUGAUCAGAGCAUUCAAGUGUGCAAGUUACACGUUGAUAAACCAAUAAAGAGUUUCUUGGGUCACACUAAUGAAGUUAAUGCUAUAAAGUGGGAUCCUCAAGGACAACUACUUGCUUCUUGUUCUGAUGAUAUGACUUUAAAAAUUUGGUCUAUGAAACAAGACACAUGUGUACAUGAUUUACAAGCUCACUCAAAAGAAAUCUAUACCAUUAAAUGGUCACCAACAGGACCUGGGACACAGAACCCUAACAUGAAUUUAAUUUUGGCUAGUGCAUCAUUUGACUCAACUGUACGUCUAUGGGAUGUUGAAAAAGGUGCUUGUGUCCAUACACUCACAAAACAUACGGAACCAGUGUACAGUGUUGCUUUUUCACCAGAUGGAAAAUUCUUGGCCAGUGGCUCUUUUGAUAAAUGUGUUCAUAUUUGGUCUACACAAUCAGGAUCCCUUGUACAUUCUUAUAAGGGUACUGGUGGUAUAUUUGAAGUCUGCUGGAAUUCCCGUGGUACAAAAGUAGGUGCAAGCGCUAGUGAUGGAAGUGUAUUUGUUUUGGAUUUGCGUAAAUUAUAGUUAAUGCCUUACAUUUAAUUGUUUAUAUACAUUAUGGACUAAAAGGAUUAAGCAGUUUCGUUAAGCGCAAUAUAUUCAAAUAUUUUCAGUGUUAUAGUUGUAAUUAUUAUUGUACUGGUAUAUGUAAUUAUUAUGAUACUGUAUUUCAUACUUUAGAUAUUACAGCUCGCAUGAUGUUUGAUUACUAUAUAAACAUUAGCAUUUAAUAUACUUAGAAAUUCAAACAAAAUAUGCCUUUAGUGACUAUAUUAAUUAAAUUGAUGUUGCUUUGGGACUGUUACAUAUUAAGUAAGCAAUAAGGAAACUAUUAAAUUGAUAUAGUCUAAAAAAUACAGAUAUCUUAUGAUUUUAACAGACAGUCACUAGUUGGUCAACCAAGAGGUUAGUGAAUGGCUUUAUUGCUCAGUUUAGUAAGACUUUCUGAAAUCUGAGAGAAUGCAAAGUACUUAUUAGUUUACCUAACAGACCAUAUUGAAGUCUAAAAAGAAAAAUCCAUUUUCUGUUAAAAGGUUAAAAAAAAUCUCAUAGAUGAAGAUCCUGUUUAUUUACUUAAUAUUCGAAACAGUUCCUAAUUUAAAUACAGACAUCUGAAGUAUUAUCAGAUAUAUUAUAGGAAGAAUUAAGUAAAAAGAAGAAAAUUUUUGAUCCGGUUGGUGAUCCAUAUUUAUCUCAAUAAAAUAGAUACUAAUUA